Molecule: messenger RNA, 1272 nt
Organism: Pseudogymnoascus verrucosus
Lineage: Eukaryota; Fungi; Ascomycota; Leotiomycetes; Thelebolales; Thelebolaceae
Exons: 4
Coding region: 403-1272 (289 amino acids)
Source: RefSeq, a predicted model, not a curated record
UUCAACCGUCUUCUGAGGUGCCAUGUGAAAUUGCCAUCGACAAAGUUCUUCCUCUUCUUCACCCUAACAAAUAUAUUCGGACACAAGUAGGUCGAUUGCAGCCGCACACUCUUCGUCCACAGCAUUCAGACAGAACCUACUCUUCUCUUUGAGACUUCGUGUAGGUUCCAAGACAACCAGAGAUAAAGUGCAGCUUCCUUAUACCUUCAACACGGGCGUCUUCUCAGUUUACUCACUUCAUAUUAUAUACUUGGGCACCUCAUUAUUUCAUACUCACUUAACUCUUCACUCUACAUCACUCUCUUGAAGACUGCUCGACUAAAUUCGUUCCGUUUUAAAUAAUUUACAACCUCGGUCGAGAUCAACUACCUCACCGAGCAACAGUUUCACCAGUACGAUAAAAUGGCCAAGAAAUCAGCAGUACCGCCAGCAGACAAAAUCUUCGCCGGCAAAGUCUUCGUCCUGCAAGGCGAUUUCGGGCGUUACCCUCGAACUCACCUAAACAUCGCCCGCCUAAUCGCCGGCCACGGCGGCUGCGUCGACAGCACAGUAACAGACCGAACAACCCUCCUCGUGACCACCAUCGAUGAGUUCCACAAGAGACCCCCCGCGGUCGAGAAGUCCAUUUCAAUGGGGAAGGCGAGAUGCAGAAUCGUUCAGUGGGAGUAUGUGGAGGAUUCGAUCUUUACCAAGAAUGGGAAGCCGAGGGUCAUUUCGGCGAAUUUUCAUGAGAUUCAGAGUGUGCUGAAGAGACAGAAUCGGCUCAGCGAGGCGAAGGCUAUUUACAAGAAGAAGUUUAUUGAGGGUGCGAAUUCUAUGAAGGGAUUGGCGGAUCCGGGCCUCCACCACGUCUACCUCGACACGACCGGCUUCAAAUAUCUCGUGGUCCUAAGCCGUCUCACAAAAGUCGACCAGAAAACCAGAGUCGAGAAAUACACCCUCCUCCUCUUCGAAUCCAACGCCUCCCCCUACACCUACACCGUGGGCAUAAAAUUCAACCGCCCCGGCCACGCCACAACCUACAUCAAAGAAUACAUGGUCCCCUCGACCUUCGACGUUGCCUUCCGGCAGUUCCGCAAGUUCUUCAAGAUCAAAACGGGGAUUGAAUGGGAUUGUAGACUUGAUGGCCCGGGGGCGGGGGAGGAUGCGUUCGUAUAUGUGCCGCCGGGGAGGGGGGAGCCGAGGGGGGUGAUGCCGAAGGAUUGGAAGGAGCCGGUGGUGGGGAAGGUGGGGGGUGGAGCGGGAGCGGAUAGGGAGGGGGGGAGCGGGUGA